This is a messenger RNA of Metopolophium dirhodum (rose-grain aphid), 1596 nucleotides long. RefSeq lists its product as uncharacterized. NCBI's taxonomy places the organism in Eukaryota, Metazoa, Arthropoda, Insecta, Hemiptera, Aphididae. Bases 1 to 1596 code for a protein of 531 amino acids. The record is from RefSeq and is a predicted model, not a curated record. The transcript has 4 exons.
AUGCCUUCUUGCUUUAUGUGCAAAAGUAUAUUUAAAAUAAAUUCUCAUUUAAUAAGCCAUUUAAAUAUCUUCCACGAUGUUAAAUCUGUAAGUGAAUUUAAAUGCUUAGAAACUGGAUGUUAUAGAGUUUUAUCUACUUUUCAUUCAUUCAAAAAUCAUAUAGCCCAGCAUAAAGAUGUAUUGGUUGAAAAUAACAAACCUGAUAAUUUUCCUGUCUCCACAUCUAAACAAGAACAUGCAGAUUUAAAUAUUGUCAAUUCGCCCAUUUUGAAUGAAAUUAUUUCUUCAAAUUCUAAUAAUAGUUCAGACCAAAUAUCCGUUGAUAAUUUUAUUGAUACAUUGCGUUGUAGUUCAGUGACUUUAGCAUCUAAGUGGUAUAUUAAAUAUGAUUUAAACCAUACUAAAGAUAUCCUUCUUAUGUUUGAUAAACUUUCAAAUCCUUUUUCUUCUAUGAGUUCUGAGCAUCUUCGUUUUAAAACCUUUGAUGAAAUUGGAAUUCUUAUUCGACCAAGAUUGGUAGAUAUCGGAUGUAGACUAAAUGAUAGAAUGAAGGCUGGACGUGUUAUAUUUGAACCAAAAGUUUUUCAAAUGUCUUUUGUUCCUCUUAGGUAUGUGCUUAAGACCAUGCUACAAGAUUGCAAUUUAUUUGAAGUAAUUAUAGAAUUUAUGAAUCAUUUAGAAUCUAAUUCAAAUAAAUGUAUUAGUAACUUUGUACAGUGUAAACUAUGGAAAAGCAAACUUGAAAAAAAUUCACAAAAGAUACUAUUGCCAUUAUUUUUAUAUUUUGAUGAUUUUGAAAUUAAUAAUGCUCUAGGCUCCCAUGCAGGUAACAAUAAGUUAGGUGCUGUAUAUGCGUCAUUACCAUGUUUGCCACCUGAAUAUUCUUCUUCUUUAGAAAAUAUAUUUUUGGCAUGUUUAUUUAAAUCAGUGGAUAGACAGGAGUUUGGGAACCGUGCUAUUUUUUCAGAACUGAUAUCAGAAUUGAAUUUUUUAGAAGUUACAGGAAUAGACAUAUUAUAUAAUGGGGAUAAUUUAGGAUUGCAUAGUAUACUAGGCUUUUCAGAAAGUUUUAUGGCAAACUUUUCUUGUCGUUUUUGCAAGUCAAAUAAAUCUGAUUGCAAUCAUCAAUUAGUACAGAUUGAUGAAAACCUAAGAGAUGAAGUCAAUUAUUCUACAGAUAUUGCGAUUAAUAACCUUUCACUCACUGGGAUAAAAGAGUUGUGUGUUUUUCAUGAAAUACAGUCAUUUCAUGUGACAAACAAUUAUGCAGUUGACAUUAUGCACGAUAUUUUGGAAGGUGUUUGCAAGUAUGAUAUUGGUAUGAUGUUAAAAGAAAUGGUAUACAAUUUAAACUACUUUACAAUUGAUACUCUAAAUAAUAGAAUAGAGUCAUUCAAUUAUGGACCCAUUGACAUUCGAAACAGACCUCCUCUAAUAUCCAAUGAUUCAUUGAAACAUGGUUCAAUUAAAAUGUCCGCUAGUGAAACAUUAUGUUUCACAAAAUAUUUAACACUAAUUAUAGUUGAAAAUUUGGAUUGUGUACAACCCACAAUUCAUUGUGUUAUGUCUAAUGGGUUAUGUUUUAUACCAAAAUAA